This is a messenger RNA of Pyricularia grisea, 258 nucleotides long. RefSeq lists its product as uncharacterized. The record is from RefSeq and is a predicted model, not a curated record. The transcript has 2 exons. Bases 1 to 258 code for a protein of 85 amino acids. Lineage: Eukaryota; Fungi; Ascomycota; Sordariomycetes; Magnaporthales; Pyriculariaceae.
AUGAAGUCAUCGAUUGACGGUUGGGCCCUGACUGUCUGUCUGCACGCCUGCUUGGGGGGUACGGUACGGGCAUGGAUUGCCAUGGACAUUGUCAUUGGCAUUGGUAUCUCAUCGUACAGAGCUAGAGACGUUAAAGUCUUGGUCUGGUCUGGCAUGGCAAAGCAGGGAAGGAAAGGCCGCCACUUGGCAUUGGGCCCAGGCACGCAAACAGGGCAAGGCCAAGAGCCACAACGGCGCAAGACAACCUACCAGGCUUAG